Molecule: messenger RNA, 1871 nt
Organism: Ananas comosus (pineapple)
Lineage: Eukaryota; Viridiplantae; Streptophyta; Magnoliopsida; Poales; Bromeliaceae
Product: histone deacetylase 6
Exons: 6
Coding region: 39-1403 (454 amino acids)
Molecular function (GO): histone deacetylase activity
Source: RefSeq, a predicted model, not a curated record
AGAGAGAGGGAGAGCGCGAGCUCGAUCGCGGGGCGACAAUGGCGGGGGAGGGGGAGGGGGCGUCGCUGCGGGCUCCGGCGGCGGCGAUGGCGGCGCACCGGCGGCGCGUGAGCUACUUCUACGAGCCGUCGAUCGGCGACUACUACUACGGGCAGGGCCACCCGAUGAAGCCCCACCGCAUCCGCAUGGCCCACAGCCUCGUCGUCCACUACGCCCUCCACCGCCGCAUGGAGAUCUCCCGCCCCUUCCCCGCCUCCUCCGCCGCCCUCCGCCGCUUCCACUCCGACGACUACGUCUCCUUCCUCGCCUCCGUCGGCGCCCCCGCCUCCCUCUCCGACUUCGACCCCCGCGCCGUCCGCCGCUUCAACGUCGGGGAAGACUGCCCCGUCUUCGAGGGCCUCUACCAGUUCUGCCAGGCCUCCGCCGGCGGCUCGAUCGGGGCCGCCGUCAAGCUCAACCGCGGCGACGCCGACAUCGCCAUCAACUGGGCCGGCGGCCUCCACCACGCCAAGAAGUGCGAGGCCUCCGGCUUCUGCUACGUCAACGACAUCGUCCUCGGCAUCCUCGAGCUCCUCAAGUUCCACCGGCGCGUGCUAUACGUAGACAUUGAUAUCCACCACGGAGACGGUGUCGAGGAGGCUUUCUACACAACCGACAGAGUCAUGACUGUUUCAUUCCACAAAUAUGGUGAAUUCUUUCCUGGCACAGGGCAUAUCAGUGAUGUCGGCAAUAACGAAGGAAAGUACUAUGCCGUAAAUGUUCCUUUGAGUGAUGGGAUGGACGACAUUAGUUUCGGCAUUCUAUUCAGAAGUAUCAUCCAGAAAGUCAUGGAGGUUUAUCAGCCUGAUGUAGUUGUUCUUCAGUGCGGGGCGGAUUCAUUAGCCGGCGAUAGGCUAGGUUGCUUUAAUCUGUCUGUGAGGGGGCAUGCCGACUGUCUCCGCUAUCUCCGAUCCUUUAAUGUGCCUAUGAUGGUUUUGGGAGGCGGAGGAUACACUAUUCGGAAUGUUGCUCGCUGCUGGUGCUAUGAGACGGCUGUUGCGGUUGGAGUUGAACCUGAUAACAAGUUGCCCUAUAACGAGUAUUAUGAGUACUUUGGCCCCGACUAUACUCUUCAUAUUGAACCAAAAAAUGUGGAGAAUCUCAACUCUGCGAAAGAUCUGGAGAAUAUAAGGAACAUGAUAUUUGAGCACCUGUCACAAAUAGAGCAUGCUCCAAGUGUACAAUUCCAUACCAGACCACCAGAUACUGAAGUUCCUGAAGAGGAAGAAGAGGACAUGGAAAGAAGGCCACGUCGUCAGUUGUGGAGCGGCGAAUCAUAUGAUUCUGAUCCAGAGGACGGCCAAAAUCAACGGAGCGUCAAUGAUCAAGUGGCGACCAACUCUGAUAAAGAGGAUGAGCAAUAAGAAAAAUAGCAGCGGCUGAGCUAUAUAUGGAGGAUAUACAUACAAUACCUGACAUUGUUGUACAGAGUAGCACUUCAACUUGUGGCAAAGCGAAAAUUAGGAAGAUAUGUAUACCUGCAAAGGUGAGUUUAAGAAGACGCCCAUUUGCAUUGUCGGCAUUAAAGAUUUUUCCUUCUAAAAUCAGUAACAUGAGCUCGUGCGAAUUUUGAUAAUCAUCGUAUUGACGACCUAAAUGCAUUGCCCAUUAGAAUUGUGAAGUUCAAUCUAUAAAUGCCAGAUUUGUGCAGUUUUUGUUUGCUCCAGUAUCUUUUGCAAGCGGCAUUUUACACGACCGUCCUCAUUACAAAGCUGUUCAUUCUGGUGAUCUGGUUUCUGAAUCAGCUUCUCUACUUACCAAUGUGUUUGGCAAUAGAAAAACUCCAAAGCUUCUUACUAAAGUAGGAAGACAUCAGUGUUUUGGACUUUCAA